AUGUUCCCAUUCAAUUCACAGGUAACAGAGUCGGGGAGAGAGGUGAAGGGCGGUGCCAGCUUCGGUGGUGGUGAUAUUGAUGGAGAACAUGGACUUCAUUAUGGUGCUGACCUCCGUGAUGGCGGUGGUGUCUGGACCUGUGAAAUCAGGACAGAAAUCCUCCAUGAAAUCUCAGCUCCGUUAACCAGGUACUCUUUCAGCAUUUUCUCUCAACGCUCCUCGCUAUCGUCUCUCAAGUCGUCCCUCCGCCAAGCCCUCUCUGAGCUCUUCGAUCCCCACUGCGUGAUCACUGCACAGACUCUCCAGCUCAAUAAUUUACACUCUACCUCUGUCCUUAUUCAGUCUACCAUUCGUAUUCUUCGACUGGUUUAG
Messenger RNA from Fraxinus pennsylvanica, 372 nucleotides. Lineage: Eukaryota; Viridiplantae; Streptophyta; Magnoliopsida; Lamiales; Oleaceae. The record is from the annotation of a GenBank genome assembly.